AUGUCCGAGGACACUGUGGCCCUUGAACCGGGCAUGGCGCGCAAGGCCCUCUUGUCCGAGCGAGUUCGUCGUCCAGAGUUUGAACAAGACCCUCCUGCGUGGAACCUGUCAUGUCUACUGCGUCUUCUCAGGGUGCGAUCCCACCGUACGCCAGAUGACAGUGGAACUGACACGCAGCCUGAAACCAUACAAAGCUCAACACUUUAUUCGCGCUGGCUACGGAUUGACCGAGUCAUGCGCGUGCUGCGUGAUACUGACGGAAAAGAGGCUGCUGUAAACGAAGAAGACAUGCUGCAGCUACAUGGCCCGGCCAUGUUCAACAAGUACUACGAUGGCGACCCGGAAGCCACGGCCGAUGGUUGGUUCAUUACCGGGGACAGCGCCUAUCUCGACGAGCAGCCAGCUUUACAUCACUGGGCGCACCAUGGACACGCUGCUCGCCUACAGGCCCAUCGCCAGGCUCAGCGCCAGCCGCCCACCUCCGACAUGGAACAGACCAGGAAGCUACUGGCGCCGAGGUCCGGUUUUUGGGUGUGUCGUGCUCAUGCCAGAAAUGAGGGAGAGGCCGGUCGAGGUGGCGUUGAAUGUCAACUAGUGGUUCUUGGUGAAGCGGAUCAGCAGAGGUUCCAGGUACUGGGGCUAGAGAGGGUAGAGUUGACGCAUGUGACGGACGUCACUCAUGGGUCUUGCAAAGCAGCAGGCGCGUUUAUGCCCAGUGGCCAGAUGAACUGUGUCGUUGAUGUUUUUUGGCGUCGAGCCGUCGUUGACGGUAACGGAUCAGAAGGAGGUAUGGCAUAG
This is a messenger RNA of Talaromyces rugulosus, 798 nucleotides long. RefSeq lists its product as uncharacterized. The record is from RefSeq and is a predicted model, not a curated record. Lineage: Eukaryota; Fungi; Ascomycota; Eurotiomycetes; Eurotiales; Trichocomaceae. The coding region runs from base 1 to 798 and encodes 265 amino acids. The transcript is spliced from 3 exons.